Molecule: messenger RNA, 7300 nt
Organism: Trematomus bernacchii (emerald rockcod)
Lineage: Eukaryota; Metazoa; Chordata; Actinopteri; Perciformes; Nototheniidae
Product: protein piccolo
Exons: 13
Coding region: 312-5513 (1733 amino acids)
Source: RefSeq, a predicted model, not a curated record
GUCGGGUGUCAACAACACUGCAACCUGAGACGGGAUAGCCAGCCCGUCGGCUAGCUAAGUAAACCAGCUAAAGUUAGCUUCUCCGCUAACCUCUGUAUUAUCCUACUGUCACGACGACUGGUAAUAUAAUAACUAAUCUAAGUAGGAAUAUAUAAAUUGUCUUUGAAGUUGUUUCGACGCGAGAAAAGGCAAAACGGAGGACUUUUUCAUCCUGGCUCCUUCAUCUCCUGUGAUAUGACAUCGCUGGCUGGUUACUACAAAAGUCAGAGCUCGACAGCAGACGGUUGACAUCUGGUCAGGUGCUGUUGACGAUGAUGGCUGCUCAGGUGGAGGUUCAGACUGGGGAAGUAGGGAGGACGGUGGGUGGAGGACGACUCCACCUGAGUCCCCUUACUGACUCCAGCAAUAAGAGUCUCAUUGAGAUCACUUCCAUCAACCAGUCCCAUAUCAUCCCUCCUGAACCUAACAAGCCUGCCCCGAGUCCCAAGCCACGGCUCACUCCUAAACCUUUCACCCUGGAGAGGAACCCCACCAUUAAGCCCAUACUUGCUCCAAAGCCCCAAGCCAGGCCCCGGCCAGAGUCCACUCGCCUGGCUGGGCACAAAUCAGAGCUUCCAAGCAGUGCAAAACCACAGCAACCAGUUGCCCCUAGCAAACCCAGGCCAGUGUCAACCAACCUCAACCGACCCGCCUCUACCUUCUUUAAAACAUCUAAUAAGUUGAACAGUGGACAAACAACCAAGCCAAUAGUCCAGCCAUUUAAACCGGCUCCUCCUCUUGACCCUGGAGAUCCGAGCAAACCCUUUCUUCCUAUAACAGCAGAGAGAGAGAAUGUGAGAGAGAGGCGCAAAUCCAGUUCGUCAAGCUUGGCCUAUUCCAAGAGCCUUAAACAACUUCCAGCUGCAGAGUGGUCUGGAACCACUAAAAAUGAAAAUGCAAAGGACUGGAAGCCAUCCAGUGAAGGUGGGUCCUCCAUUACCAGAGCCAAGUCCAUGGGUUUUCUCAUUCAGGUAGGGCAGGAGGAGGAAGAAAAAGAAAAAGCUAAGCCAGAGAAAGCAGUGCAAAUGCGACCGCAGCCCCGAGGCUCCAGGCCCAGACCUGUGUCGGCCCUUUUCCUUGACAGUCCAACCGAGACGGAGACACCAGCUCCUGCCCCUCGCUGGGCAAGAAGACCGCUCUCAGCCGAUCUAACAUCCAAGUUUGAGUCUAUCGGUCUGUCUUUGCACCGUAAAUCUCCCAAAGCAAACACUAAGGAAAACACUCCAGAGGAGAAGCCACUGCCGCAGAAGAGAGAGCAGGAGAAACCCCCGAAGAGCCCCCCACCACACAGUACUGAUGGUGUAGAUCAGCCUGCUGUUUUAGACCAAAGCAAUAAAAAGACAGAAGAAAUGACUGUGAAAGAGACUGAUGAGGAGAAGCGUGCAGUUAGCAUCAAGUCGAGAAUCAGUCUCCUCCUCGAUUCGUCCUCCUCUCCUGGGCCAGGUGUCACAGGCCAAGAGUCAGAUCCUCUCUCUCCGGUGCUGACAGUCCCUGAAACUGAACCAGCAGUGGGGGUCAAACGGCUCAUCAAGCAGCUGACGGAGGACACAACACCGACUCAGAGCCCCACUGUGAAACCACCUCCGAGGCCCCGCCCCUUGCCCCUUGACCUCACUAACAGGUUUUCAUCCGAGAAGUCGCCAGACAUUGGCAGUGUUUCCCCCAGUGAGGCGACAGAGCGCCAUGAGAUCAGCAGAGAUCCUCAGAGGAGGAUUGAAGAGUCAGCAAUCACCCCCAGUGACCAGAAGACGUUUGAGGACCUAAAGGACUCAGAGGAGCAGCUUAGAAAGCCCCCCGUGCCUGGUCCCGGCGGUGACGUGCAGACAGUCAGAGCAUCCUUGUUUGAAAAUGUUGUGGAGAGGCACAGUGUGUUCAUGGUGGAGGAAGACAAGCCUGUAAACAAGGCUGAUGAUUCGCUCAGCAGCCCGUCGUUUCAGAGAGGAAAUGCUGAAGAUGAAGGAACUCUGGUGAAUGCCACUUACAGGGAGCCUUUAUCCCCAUCAAGUCCUAUGAGGGUGUUGCACGCCUUUGACACGGUGCAGGCAGUGGAAGAGAGCAGGGUGGUGAGUGAGAACAUCCCAUCAGCUCUUUGGGAGGAUAAGGCCAUGACGCUUCGCUCCAGGCGCUCGGAGGGGAACAGGCCCGGGCCAGAGAGCACAGCACAAGGUGAACCAGCUGUGGCUGAGAUGCAGGAACAACAGCCUCGAUAUCUGAGGAUCGGAGCUUUGAAUAAAUGGAGCGCUACAGGUCUCGAACAAGAGGCGAGUACAGAGAUUGGGAUGCCAAAUAAAUCACAAAGGGAAGGACAUGUGGCUUUGGAUCAGGACACACAGAAAGAGGCAGAACAGGAGGAAGUGGCUGCAGCUCCUAAACGUAUGAAAACAGAAGAACAGCCAAAGCCCAGGGCAACCUACUUUGCUCUGACGGGACAAUUACAGGAGCCAUCUUCUCCUGUAGACGUAUAUUUAGGUGACAUGACUGUGCCGCUUGAUGAUUUCUCUGUGCGGUCUUCACCUGGCAGCUCUCAAGGAAAGGUUAAUCAGAUGAGAAGGAAUCCUUCAUUAGAUGCAGCUAUGGUAAACUCUCAAGAUCAAGGUGACGACUUGAAGAUGAGGAGCCACAUGUCGCACAGGGAGAUCAGAACAGCGUACGAUGGAGAGAUGGCGGAUGACAUUAUGGAAGUUGAAAACAAAAGAGAAUUAAAAAAGGAGACGGAAAGACACAUGGCAAAAAUGAAAGAACUUGAGAGGGAAAGACAGAGACGUCUGGAAAUGGAGAAAGAAGCACAUUUAGAAUUUGCACGAUUGAAGGAGAGAGAAAUGCAAAGAGAAUUUGAAAGGCAAAGACAGAAAGCCUACGAGAAGGAGAUUCGGGACUUCGAGGAGAAACAACGUCAACUGGAAAGGCAAAACCAGUUAGAGCUUGAACAGAAAGAAAAGCUGCAAGAAGUGGAGAGCGCGAGACUAAGGGAACUGGAAAAAGAAAGACAACGGAAACAUGAGAAGGAAAAACGGCGUGAAUUAGAGAGACAGGAAAGGCUUGAAAGGGAGAAACUGCGAGAGCAGGAAAGAGAGAGGCAACGUGAACAAGAGAUGCAAAGACAAAAGGAGGAAGAGAGGCAGAGAGAGCUGCUGGAAAUCCAAAAGGAGAAACAACAAACGGAGGAGCUGGAGAGAAUCAAGGAGCAGGAGACACUGCAGCUCUUAGAGUUUGAAAAGCUGAAGCGAAGGGAAAGGGAGAGGCAGCUGGUAUUGGAGACGGAGAAGCAGAGACUUAGAGAGAAGAUGGAUAGAGAAAAGGCAGAGAAACUAAAACAGAUGGCUUUAGAACAGGAGAUGUUAAGAAUGAAAGAGCUUGAGAGAGACAGGGAACGACAAUGGGAGAUGGAGAGGGAGCUUCAGAAAGAGAUGGAGAGGGAAAAGCAGAGAGAGGCGGAGAGGCAGAGACAAAGAGAUUUAGAAAGGGAGAGACAAAGACAACUCGAUUCUGAGAGGCAGGAGUUAGAAAACCAAAGGCUGAGACAACGGGAAAUGGAGAAGGAAAGGCUGAGGAAGGAGGAGAUGGAGAGAAGACAGCUCAUGGAGUUGGAGAAGGAAAGGCUGAGGAAGGAGGAGAUGGAGAGAUUUAAAGAGAUGGAGAGAAGACAGCUCAUGGAGUUGGAGAAGCGAAAGCAGGCAGAGAGGGGCAGACAACAGAUUAUAGAGAUGGAGAAACGCAGACUGAGGGAGAGGAUGGAGGGGAUGGAGAGGGACGAGGCAGAGAAAAUGAGACAGACAGCCAAACAGCAAGAAGCAGAGAGGCAGCGACUAAAGGAGAGACAGAAGAAAGAGGAACAGGAGAGGGGGAGGUUGGAGUCUUCACAUCUCAGACCUAAAGUGUUGGAUCUGGACUCUGUGCGGAGGAAUGACUCCUUUUCUAAGGCAUCUCCGCAGCGCAGUGACCUCGCAACACGAUGGAAGGAGCCAUCCCCGAGAGCAGAAGAGUCUUACAGAUCUGCCAUCCUUGACAUAGACUCUUUCACGUCCCCAGCUCUAGUUUCCCCCAGUACUGUUUCUGGUAUUCAGGGUGUAGACGCUGCAUUUGGAGCUAGGUUGCAGCCUACACCUGAUGUAGAUGUUAGCUGGAGGGGGCCACCACAGGCUUCCGGAGGUAUAACGAGUCCAAUAUGGACGACGUCUCCUCAGGACCCGUGGGAGCUGCGGCCUGUUGAGAUGUCUGUGGACAAACCUGAACCCAGAAAGCACGUCAACAAACUGAGUCCAGAGCAGCUCCUCCUCAGGCAGGAGGAGCGGCUCCUGGCCCCACAGAGGAACAGGUCUGCGGGGCAGGAGGAGCCGCUUCACCUGGCCUCUCUCUCCCGGACAGCGUCCAGGAGUGGAGGCUCUCCAGGCAGAGGCCCUCCAGGCGGGGGUCCUCCAGUCGGGGGCCCUCCAGACGGGGGCCCCAGCAGCGCUCCUGCAGAGCAGAUCUGGCUGCCCAGACAGCCCCAGCCUCCAAGCGGCCAGGUGGACGUCUGCGUCCACAGGAGAUCACAGGGAUCGCAGGAGUUGAACAGGAUGCGGUCUCGCAGUGUUUCUCGGCGAUCAGCUCCUUCAAUCAGCGCUGUGGAGGGAAGUCUUUCCAGGAUGAGGAGUCGCAGCGCACACCGAGAGCUGGAGGACAAAGACUGGGUGCAGCAGAAGCAGAGUGUCAGUGGUGAGGAGGAGGACUCGGGAACACCGGUCCGAGACACUGACAGUCAGUAUGGCACCUGGGAGACGGGACUGCGCACUGAUGACAGCCUCAGUCCUGCCACUCCCAGUUCAGAAAGUAAUCUCAGCCCCUCACCAAGGAAGCCCACCCCCCCGCACACGCUAGCUGAUCCCGGCUCACAGUUUGAUAGCGACGCUCCGGACGGCGUUCCUCAAUCAACAUCUGAGAGCCAGCCGCUCCCUUUCCCUGAUGUCCCGACCGCUCUGUUAGACACCAGCGCCCUGCGCUCCAGAGCUCACCUGGUGAAGAAGCGCGCCCCGAGGGCCCGCCCCUCCAGAGCCGGCCGUCAGACAGUAGCGCUGUCCCCGGCCGAGGGAGGAGCCACGGACGACUGGCUCUACAGAGACUCCACAGAGGCGAAGGUUGAGAGCAAGGACGCUGACUCUGACUCUGAGGAGCGGGCCAGAGGAGCCAAGGCCAGAGGAGCCGAGGCCGGCCCUGCCGUCUCCUCUCAGCCGCAGAGGAUCCCCCUGUUCACCGGGUUGGACCCUUCAGCUUUAAAGGCCAAUCUGAGGAGGAGGGGCGAAUCUGACGUUCAGAUGGAUGGAUCCACUCCCUCUCCUUCACAACUCUCUCGCUCUCCCAAGUCGCCCUUUCUCCCCCGGGCAGCGCGAGUACUGCCCCCAGCUGGUGGGAAAGAGAAUGGCGAGGAGGACUCACCGCAGUGGUUGAAAGAGCUGAAGUCCAAGAAGCGUUUGAGUCAGUAUGAAAAUGAAAGCUAAGAUAUUAAUGAGGUGGCCUUAUCAGAUGAAUCUAUAUGAAACAGAAGCCUUAACUUUGGAGAGUAGGAGAGAGGAAUCUACAGCUGCUGACCUUUUCUUUUUUUUUUUUUUUUUCUCUUCCCAUCUGGGUUUAUAAUGUGCAUGGUGCCUUUUUUUUUACGGAGAGUCUCUGUCUUUUGGAAAAAGAAUAAAACAAGCAAGGAGGAGAAGAAACAAAAACAUCGUGCUGCUCUGCUUCAUCCAUUUCAUGCUUGAACCGGUGGAAGCUCUCCUGCAGCAGGAGGCUCUUCACAUGAACACUUUAAGAGGGACCAGGAGGAGACAGGAGGGGAGGGAGAGAUUACUGGCAAUAGUGCUGCAACUGAUGAUUAUUUUCAUGAUCGAUUCAUCUGUUGAUUAUUAUCUAGAUUGAUUGGUUAAUUGUUUGGUUGAAAAAUGGCAGAAAAACUGUCCAUGGUGAUGUAAAUGUCUUGUUUUUUUUAGUCAAAAACCCAAAGAUAUUCAGUUAUAAUAAAGCAAAGCAAGUAUUGUCCACAUUUGAGAGGUUAAAAUAUUAUUUUCUGACAUUUUUGCGUAAAAGUUGCUUUAACGAUGAAUUGAUCAUCAAAAUUGUGCUGUCUAUAUACGAACCGUUGCAGAUGUAUUUAACAACUAUUUUGUAUUAAGCAAAAAGUUAAGAAAUGUUUGACUUGUGGGACCACGCAACACUUUUUCCUCUACGAGCUUCAUCACACGCUGGAGGACAAUCCAGAAAAUCCUCUUCAAGAUAUCUGUGUUGGUUUCCUGACUUGUGUGUACAGGUCGUAACAUAAUGUGUGUGUUAUCAGUAUGUUGAGGGGCGUCACACAAGCAUUGCCAUAGGACGUCAUUUCAGACACUAAUGAUCUCCUUCUUGAACAUAAAGAACAAAUCACUGCUGACUUUAUUGCUAGUGUAUAUCAUGUUAACAUCUGUAAUCAGGAGAUGUUAUAUUUGUAUUAUCAUUGAUUUAACAGAGAACUAGUUUUGCGUUGCAUCACUACAAUAGACUUUGUUACACUCCACACAACCCUAACCGUGUCAGAGUUGCUGCAUCUUGUACAUAUGUUUUUGUCUAAAUAUAUUUUUGUUUUUUGUGUAGGAGGGACGGGGGACUUUGCAUCUGUCAAUCAUGCACACUCCUUAUCAGCACAAAUACUUUUAUAAAAGAGAAACACUAAUCAGCCUGUCUUCCCAGAAUGAUUGUAGCGUUUAUUAAAAGCCAUACGUUCAGAUUUUAGCCCUCACACACUCCUAAGUCAUGAUUUGACAAUGCUUUUUGUUGUUUUUCAAACAAAAUGUGGAAUUGUGUCCCCUUUAAUGUGCAUGCACAAUCUUUGCUGUCAAACUGAAAGUGUUGGGUGCUCCAGUGGAGGGAUUAUUUGUUCACUACUUUGUUUAAAUCACUCUAUGAAACUCCUAAAAGCAUAUGAACAUUUGCACCUGCUUCCCACCUUUACUGUAAUCCUCCUGCUGCUGCGCUUCUAUAAAGCACUUUGUCACUCGACGCACUACGGCACUGACCUCUGCCUCUCGUCUGGUCUCCUGUGUUGUUGGAGAUUUUCUCAUGCAAUGCAAGUGAAUGUGUCGAAGUCCUCUGGGGGGAUUGUCCCUGGUUUCUAUGUACGUGACCUUUUACUUUGUCAUAAAAAUGUGAGGGUUUUUUUUUUGUCCUUUUUUUAUUUGAAAGUAAAGAUGUAUAUUGCACUGUGUUGUACUGGCCAGUGUCCUAAAGUGAAUACAUUCUUAAUAAAAUGUACUUGAGUUAA